Messenger RNA from Meloidogyne enterolobii, 310 nucleotides. Lineage: Eukaryota; Metazoa; Nematoda; Chromadorea; Rhabditida; Meloidogynidae. The record is from the annotation of a GenBank genome assembly.
UAUGAAUAAAAGUUUUCUUAAAGGUUGGAAUAAAAAUGAAAUGACAAAAAAAGUGCGGAAAUGGACUGUUGAUUUGUGGAAACUAUGGGAAGAUAGAUUUGAUAGACCUUAUUGUUAUAUAAUUGGUAGCGGAACAGAAUUGUUAGAUUUGAAAAAACUUGACGUAAAAUUGCCAGCUUUUAUUUACCGUAUGCUUGAUUCAAUUGAAAAUUUAAAAUCUAAAGAUUUUGCUAAUAAAUACACAAACAACGAGCUUGGAGAUGCUUUCUUUUUUGACGAUUUACAGGUUUUAAACAUAAAUCGUAUAUGA